Molecule: messenger RNA, 2985 nt
Organism: Xenopus laevis (African clawed frog)
Lineage: Eukaryota; Metazoa; Chordata; Amphibia; Anura; Pipidae
Product: sulfotransferase 6B1-like
Exons: 7
Coding region: 1-930 (309 amino acids)
Source: RefSeq, a predicted model, not a curated record
AUGUCUGGUAUGGAGGAAAGCACAUCAAGCCAGGAAAAAUUCCUGGGUGAAAUGGAAAAAGUCCAAGGCAAAGCUAAGGGAGAAAUUCCAGAAGAUUUGGUUUUGAUUUAUAAGGGCAUUCUUUAUCCCAGCUUUAUGUGCAGUGAGGAGACCUUUCAUGCACUGGAAUGCUUUGAAGCCAGAGAAGAUGAUUUGUUGGUUGUAACAUAUCCAAAAUGUGGAACAAAUUGGGUAUUUCAGAUACUGAAUGAAAUGUUACUUUUCAGCCAAGUUAAAGUGCCUUCUAUAUACCAAGCUAUGCUUGAAUUUGGAAAACCUGGAAAAAUACAGAGUCUUAAAGAAGCUUCUUCACCAAGAGUGUUUGCAACACAUUUGCAUUACAGGGAUAUCCCUAAGUCGUUUUUUGAAAAGAAAGUAAAGACCUUGUUGAUUCUUCGUAAUCCCAAAGACACAGCGGUCUCUUACUUCCACUUCAGUAAUAAUAAUCCAGUACUUUCCAGCUAUGGAUCAUGGGAUUUGUUUUUCAAUGAUUACAUAAAUGGAAAAGUAUGCUAUGGGUCAUUUUUUGAUCACAGUUUGGCUUGGGGAAAGCACAUUGAUGAUGAAAGUAUUAUGGCAAUAACAUAUGAAGACAUGAAACUGGAUUACGCUACGUAUCUGAAAAAAAUAUCUGAUUUCUUUGGAUUCUCAUUGUCAGAGGAACAACUUGUAGUGGUUGAAAAUAAAACUACUUUUAAAUCUAUGAAAGAGAAUUCAGAAGGCACGCAUGGAAAACUUGGAAAUACUUUCUUCAGGAAAGGAGAAAUAGGUGACUGGAAAAGCCUUUUUACUGAAGCACAAAGCAAAGCGGUAGAUGCAAAGUUCGAACAGCAUCUUGCAGGGACUAAGCUGGGAGAGAAAUUAAACUAUAAAAAAUACUGUGAAUAUUAGAAAUUGUUCUUUGGAUUGAUUCCUUUAGGGAAAAUAUACAACUAAAAAUCUGUUUGCUCUUUUGAGAAAAAUAUUUUUUCACAUGCACAUAUACACUUACCAGCCUUUUGUGAGGGAUAAACAAUCAAUUCAAGAAUGAACUGUGCCUCCUGGUGGUGUAAGUUUGAUUUUACAACAUUAACAAACUUUUAGUAAAAUUUAGAAUUUAGACUUUAGGUGGAUUAUUUAUUAAGGAUCAAGUUGUGUUUUUCAUGAAAAUUCGAGUUUUUGAAUAUUAGAAAUUGUUCUUUGGAUUCAUUCCUUUAGGGAAAAUAUACAACUAAAAAUCUGUUUGCUCUUUUGAAAAAAAUAUAUUUUCACAUGCACAUAUACACUUACCAGCCUUUUGUGAGGGAUAAACAAUCAAUUCAAGGAUGAACUGUGCCUCCUGGUGGUGUAAGUUUGAUUUUACAACAUUAAGAAACUUUUAGUAAAAUUUAGACUUUAGGUGGAUUAUUUAUUAAGGAUCAAGUUGUGUCAAUCUCAAUUUUUUAAUAGCUCUAAUCCGAAAUAGCUCAAAUCCGAAAAAACCUGUCAAGGUGAUGUAAAGUCAAUUGCAGAGGUCCCUUGAACCAUUUGAAGAUGUUAAUAGCCUUCACGAUGUUCAAGUUUUUUGCCAAAAAUGCGAUCAAUUGAAGUGAUUCGAGUUUUUUCCCUCAAUCAAUUUCGAGUUUUCGGGUUGUUAACCCCAAACUUACUGAUUCAAGUUUUUCCCAUUCAAGGUUUUUUUCAGUUAGAAACCAUUUCAGCUAUGAGUUCAUUCAAUGUGUAUAAAACUCUAAAAUUCAACCUUUUAUAAAUAACCCCCUAGCUGUAUUUAACAUUCUUAUCUGUUCAUAACAAAAUAACUAAUUUUAGCCCUCCAUUACCUUGUGCAUUAAAAUUAAUAGUACAGUAUAUAAAUGUAGCAACCCAUAGGGUUAAUUUCCCUAUGGUCUGAAACCACAUGGUGGAAAUCCCCUGCUUGUGCAGCCACAGGGUCUCCUAGGGUCUUGGGAGGGGCUGGAGUCCUGUCCCUGUGUAGCAUGGCUGGCAGAUACCGGAGGGUGUCACAAGGUGUUGCUGCUGACCACUUUUGAAUAUAUAGGAGAGCCAUGUGCUCACAGGAGGAUUCCUACUUUCACUUUCAUGGAGAGAGAGUGGACAGAACUCAUGCAAAGAUGUAGGGGGCUAAAAGGAGUUUGAUAGCCCUGUGGGCUGAUGCAGGGUACUCUAAAGCCUCGUAAGCUCAACCAUGCAGGUUUGGAGUUUGAUGGACAUUUUCUGUGCUCGCGCUAUGGAGAUUGUUGGGAGCUGUAGUUCUGCAGAGGAGGAUAUCUGAGUGCUUGCGUUAUAGACAGUGCUGGGACCUGUGUUGUAAGGAGCAAAGGGGGUUUAUCGUGCUCGCACUAUGGACAGUCCUGAGGAUAAAACAAAUUGUGUGCUCGGCUAGGAGAGCCUGGAGCUUAUGAGGACUUCGUCGCUGUGAAUGCCUGUUCCAGCUCUGUGUGAGCCUACUCAUCUGUGUGAAUCCCAAGGGUGAGUUGUACCUGAAGGUAGCAAAAGAAACGGAUCCAGCGAGUCUCCUGUUGUGAUACAGGCUUUUUGUGUGGCUGCAUAUACCUUGUCCAAUGGGAAAGGUAUUUGGGCAGGUAGCGCUACCUGGGGACACUGUUUCUCUUUGGGGAAAAGGGACUGAGAUGCUUUGUCUGCGAAAGGAGUAGUGUGGGACUUUGCCUGGCAGGGAGGUGUCAGGACUGGACUUGCACAAGUUCCCUAGGGUAGUGGGUCAUGCUAUGUAACUGCAAUAUUGUACUGUGAAUAUUUACUUCCCUUCAAUCUGCACUUUCUUUAUUAUAAAGUUGAUAUUGUUAUAAAGCAAAGUGUUUGUUGAAUGUUUUCCCGAAUGGGGCCACCCGCAGGUGUAUUCCCAGAUCCCAUUAGGUGGAGGCACUGCCAGGAGAAGAACUUCCCAGUAUCCUUUUACCUUGCAAAGGACCUGAGUUGGUAAGAUGGUAUAACCUUGGCACGGGGGGG